Molecule: messenger RNA, 954 nt
Organism: Prorocentrum cordatum
Lineage: Eukaryota; Dinophyceae; Prorocentrales; Prorocentraceae
Source: the annotation of a GenBank genome assembly
CGAAAAACGUCGGAAAUGACGUCGGAAAUAACGUGCCCCCCCCCGCCCCCCUGCAGAGCGAAGCUUGAGCGAGCUCAAGUCCACGCUCUCAGAAACUCACGCCGGAUCGGCGGAUUUCAAUCCUGUUGGUUGGUUGUAUAACAACCAGCGAGAAAUUGAGGCUGUAUGUGCUGUCUAUGAACAGUCACCAGCUUUCAAGGAGUUCAGGGAUAACGUGUUGGAACAUGCGGGCAUGACUAGGCGUGAGGCGUGCUCUUUGCUGGCAGCCAUUAUGCGAAUAGCAGGGGUAACAGGCACCACGGCGGCAGGCAAUAUUGUUAUGGGCGGGCAUGGGCUCCCCGGCUACAAGAGUGACUUCUCCCAGGGCCUUGACCAGACAAAGUUUUGGGACACAGUGGACCUUGAUGACGAAGUGGAAGUCCGCAAGUACAUCUUGGAGUGCCUUCGGCUGGAUGCGCCAGUCUCCGUGACUCACCGUGUGGCCACCGAGAGCUUCACGACCGAUAUCGCGGGCAAGUCAUACACGUUUCCCAAAGGAACCAGAAUUGGUAUGAACAUUGGUCUUGCGAACAUCGACCAGAAGAAGUGGGGCGAAACCGCCUACGAGUUUGACAUGCAGCGCCCUGGUCUCCUCGAGAGCUACCUGUCUUUCAACUCGGUCGGAGGCAGCCAUGCCGGACGAGAGUGCCCUGGCAAAGACUUGGUCCUUGGACUUCUCAGUGAGUUGGUGCGGAGGUUAGGCAAGGUGCGACGGCGGCAGCGUGCUGGAGGCGGCCCCUAGAUGUCCCGAGUGCCUGCACGACACGAGGUCAUCGUUCGAGGCAUCCCGGAUAGGGCGGAAGUGGAUGCCAGACGUCCGGCGCUCCAAGUUUCUCGAUGCAUUACCCCUCGUCCCCCCCCUCCUCCUCCUCCUCCUCCUCCUCCUCCUCCUCCUCCUCCUCCUCUCCCUCCUCC